CAAUUUACAUCAGUUUCGUGCUUUAUAUAUGAAUAAAUAUGAAUAUGUCAGUGCGCAUGGUCACUCCUUCAUGUUACGACAGGAAUGUUCAUCUGCGUGUAUGUUCUCUGAGUUGCCUACAUCAGUGUGUAUGAUACGUUAUUAGACAACAGGAAUGGAAACUAGCUGAACAGGGGUGAUUACUAUGGUGAGUAAAUAACUUAAUAACUAUAUUUGUAACUUGAGUAAUCAAAGUUGAGUAUGCUAUUGACAAUAGGUGUAAAUUGAUUAUCUAAUAUUUUCUGUUAUAAUAAAUAUUUUUGUAUUAUUUCAUGGCUUUAUUGUUUUACUAUUCUUUUUGAUUUUAAUACUCUUUACAAAUAUUGAACGGCAUUUGUCAUAUUGUGAUGUUUGCGGGCAGACAUUCACUUUUCCUUAUAUUUAAAAACAGAGGCACUACCAAAAUAUACUUGUGCUCUGAAAGCCACUACAGAAAAGAUUGCAAGGGGUGGGGGUUAAAAACACACUUUUUAAAAUCAAUUAUGACAAGCUGAACAUUUAAAACAUUCUUAGUUAUUUCAUGUUAUUCCUAGUUAGGAGAAUAAACGGAACUAUUUUGUUUAGUCACAUGGUCUAUCUCAUAUUAUGACGUUCCAGAACAAGUCUAUUGUGACUGCUCAUGGGUGACACACUGAAUUGUUGACAUUAUUAUGGGCUGGCGGUGGCCCUUCUUUAGGCUAAAUAUUCAUCAUUACAAACCAGAAUUAUAGACUUUCUCAGAUUGUAACAUCUUUAUUCUGCUCUUGUCUCAGUGCACUUUGGUACUCUGGAUAAAAUAAUCUGUGAAAUGCAUGUGUAAAAAAAAAGAAAAAGAAACGAAGAAGAAGAAGAAGAACUUAUCAAUAUAAAGUAUAAAUAAAGUAAAGACACUGUAACUGUUGUAUUGUUGUGUUCAGGCCGACCCGGACAUGUCUUCGCAGAGUGGGGGUUAUGAUGUGGAGCUGUUCAUAGAGACCCCAGACUAUGACCUGAUCUGCACCAUUUGCCAGGGGGUCCUCAGGUGCCCAGUAAGAGCUGCAUGCCACCACAUCUUCUGCAAGAAAUGCAUUUUACAAUGGCUGAAGAGGUACUGCCUGUGCCUCAUCACAAGCAAACAUUAUUGCGUCCAUAGAUCAUGGUUGGAUGAAGAGACAGUUUCCCAGACAGUUUCUCCAUUGAAAUAGCUUCAUAGUCCAAUACUAUAGGUUUAAUCUGUGUCUGGGAAACUGUCAUCAUCAUUGGUUUAAUUUAGGCUACAGCAGAAUAAUAACCUAUUUAUUACUGUAGUAACGAAUAUACUAAUAACUAUUACUAUAGGCCUAUACUACUACAAUGUAAAUAUGAGACAUUUUGGGACAGUUUGUAAGUGAUGAAUAUUCAUCAUUUUUCUUCAGGUGCAGACAGCAGACCUGCCCCUGCUGCAGAAAGCCUGUCAACCAGAGCUUGAUAUUUGCAAUGUUCAAGCUAAGCAAGGCAAUCGGUCGCCUAAAGAUCAAGGUAAGUCAAUGUAAAUGUUUUGUUAGAGAAAAAACACACACUUGGAGCAACCUAAUCUCUUGUAGCAAACAUCUGCUUACUUGCCCCUUGGGUGUGUUCAUGCUUAAUCUCAUAGAGCCAGACAAGUGUGCCUCUGAAUAGUGCAUAUACUCCGACAGUCUGGCACGCGAGAUUAGCACAUGCUAACUUUGCUUACAAUAAGUAUUAAUGGACAAUCAGAUACUCUUGUUAAAAGCUGGCAUUAAAUAUGUAACAAACGUUUUGUUAUAUAAAAAGGUACUGAAAAGUCACCAGAUGUGGGUCUUAUAAUUACACGUUGACCUCUGGGUCUUAUAAUAAACAUAUACUGUACUUACAGUGCAUUCUGAAAGUAUUCAGACCCCUUGACUUUUUCCACAUUUUGUUACGUUACAGCCUUAUUCUAAAAUUGAUUAAAUAAAUAAAAUAUCUUCAUCAAUCUACACACAAUACCUCAUAAUGACAAAGCGAAAACAGGUUUUUAGAAAUUUGUGCAAAUUUAUAAAACAUACAAAACAGAAAUACCUUAUUUACAUAAGUAUUCAGACACUUUGCUAUGAGACUCGAAAUUGAGCUCAGGUGCAUCCUGUUUCCAUUGAUCAUCCUUGAGAUAUUUCCACAACUUCAUGGGAGUCCACCUGUGGUAAAUUCAAUUGAUUGGACAUUAUUUGGAAAGGCACACACCUGUCUAUAUAAGGUCCCACAGUUGACAGUGCAUGUCAGAGCAAAAACCAAGCCAUGAGGUCGAAGGAAUUGUCUGUAGAGCUCCGAGACAGGAUUGUGUCGAGGCACAGAUCUGGGGAAGGGCACCAAAAACAUUCUGCAGUAUUGAAGGUCCCCAAGAACACAGUGGCCUCCAUCAUUCUUAAACAGAAGAAGUUUGGAACUACAUAGACUCUUCCUAGAGCUGGCUGCCUGGCCAAACUGAGCAAUCGGGGGAGAAGGGCCUUGUUCAGGGAGGUGACUAAGAACCUGAUGGUCACUCUGACAGAGCUCCAGAGUUCCUCUGUGGAGAUGGGAGAACCUUCCAGAAGGACAACCAUUUCUGCAGCACUCCACCAAUCAGGUAUUUAUGGUAGUGGCCAGACGGAAGCCACUCCUCAGUAAAAGGCACAUAACAGCCCACUUGGAGUUUGCCAAAAGGCACCUAAAGGACUCUCAGACUCUGAGAAACAAGAUUCUCUGGUCUGAUGAAACCAAGAUUGAACUCUUUGGCCUGAAAGCCAAACUUCACAUCUGGAGGAAACCUGUCACCAUCCCUACGGUGAAGCAUGGUGGUGGCAACAUCAUGCUGUGGGGAUAUUUUUCAGCGGCAGGGACUGGGAGACUAGUCAGGAAAGAUGAACGGAGCAAAGUACAGAGAUACUUGAUGAAAACCUGCUCCAGAGCACUCAGGACCUCAGACUGGGGCGAAGGUUCACCUUCCAACAGGACAAUGACCCUAAGCACACAUCCAAGACAACGCAGGAGUGGCUUUGGGACAAGUCUCUGAAUGUCCUUGAGUGGCCCAUCCAGAGCCCAGACUUGAACCCGAUCGAACAUCUCUAGAGAGACCUGAAAAUAGCUGUGUUGCGACGCUCCCCAUCCAACCUGACAGAGCUUGAGAGGAUCUCAAAUCAAAUCAAAUCAAAUCAAAUUGUAUUGGUCACAUGCGCCGAAUACAACAGGUGCAGACAUUACAGUGAAAUGCUUACUUACAGCCCUUAACCAACAGUGCAUUUAUUUUAAACAAAAAAAGUAAGAAUAAAACAACAACAAAAAAAGUGUUGAGAAAAAAAGAGCAGAAGUAAAAUAAAGUGACAGUAGGGAGGCUAUAUAUACAGUAAAAUAAAGUGACAGUAGGGAGGCUAUAUAUACAGGGGGGUACCGUUGCAGAGUCAAUGUGCGGGGGCACCGGCUAGUUGAGGUAGUUGAGGUAAUAUGUACAUGUGGGUAGAGUUAAAGUGACUAUGCAUAAAUACUUAACAGAGUAGCAGCAGCGUAAAAAGGAUGGGGUGGGGGGGCAGUACAAAUAGUCCGGGUAGCCAUGAUUAGCUGUUCAGGAGUCUUAUGGCUUGGGGGUAGAAGCUGUUGAGAAGUCUUUUGGACCUAGACUUGGCACUCCGGUACCGCUUGCCGUGCGGUAGCAGAGAGAACAGUCUAUGACUAGGGUGGCUGGAGUCUUUGACAAUCUGCAGAGACGAAUGGGAGAAACUCCCCAAAUACAGGUGUGCCAAGCUUGUAGCGUCCUACCCAAGAAGACUUGAGGCUGUAAUCACUGCCAAAGGUUCUUCAUCAAAGUACUGAGUGAAGGGUCUUUGUCAUUAUGGGGUAUUGUGUGUAGCUUGAUGAGGGGGAAAAAAACAAUUUUAGCAAUUUUAGAAUAAGGCUGUAAUGUAACAAAAUGUGGAAGAUGUCAAAAGAGGUCUGAAUACUUUCCGAAUGCACUGUACUCCUUACCAUUUCACCUCUGCCCUUCUCCUGUCCCCCAUCUUUUCCCCCAGUGUAAAAACGAGAUCCGUGGCUGCCCGGAUACCUUAGCCCUGUCGGAGCAGUACUGCCACAGCAUGAGCUGCCUGUUCGAGCUCAUUCCCUGCCCCUACCAGGGCUGCCGUGCCCAGCUCCUCCGCAGGGACCUGGAUGCCCACGCCAGGCACUGUGAGCACUGGAGCCAACCCUGCCACAUGGGCUGUGGCACCGUGCUGUCCCACCGCACCCAGGCCCAGCACAACUGCUACAGGCAGCUGAGGCAUGAGUACGAGGCCAGGCAGAGGAACCACCGGGCCAUCGCAGCGGCCCUCCAGAGGAAGAUGAGGAGGAUGCAGAGCACCAUGGCCCACAUGAAGAGGCAGAUCGGCCUGAUCUGUGAGAGCCUAGAGGUCAUGGACGAACUGGAGGAGGAAGAGGAGGAGGACCUGGGUGAAACCAGCGGUAGUGGGAGUUUCAGUAGCAGUAACAGCAGUCCCUGA
Messenger RNA from Coregonus sp. 'balchen', 4481 nucleotides. Lineage: Eukaryota; Metazoa; Chordata; Actinopteri; Salmoniformes; Salmonidae. The record is from the annotation of a GenBank genome assembly.